This is a messenger RNA of Mesorhabditis belari, 4074 nucleotides long. NCBI's taxonomy places the organism in Eukaryota, Metazoa, Nematoda, Chromadorea, Rhabditida, Rhabditidae. The record is from the annotation of a GenBank genome assembly.
AUGUUCGUUGAGAUAUCGGCGGCUUUUCGUGACGGGAAACUGGCAGAGUCCUUGAUUUUCGUAGUCAGAGACACUCCAGACUGGGAUGAAGAGGGAGCGUUUUUGGAGCGUGUUUGGGCUCAAAACGAGAAUUCGUCGGAUUUACGAGAAGUCUCGUCGUCUCUUCGUCGCCAUUUCCCCGAAAUCGAGUGUUUCUGCACGCCGAGAGCUUCAGAUAAUGUUCGUUUGGCGAAUCAACUUUUAGAAGUUCAGGAACAAGAUUUCCCCUUGCUCCGCUGCUUAGCUCGGAUCAAGUGCUCGGUGAUCGAAAAGUGCAAGAACUUUCAGGGAAAAGAAAUUGAAGACAAAAUCGAUUUGGCUCAGAAAAUUGUCGACUAUCUUCAAUACGAGGCGCCUGAGUUGAAAACGACUGCGGUGCUGAGCAAAGAAGCAACGGUGGCCGUGGCGGUGAACAAGUGCAGCGAAAUCUUUCGAAAAGCUUUGAAAAACAGCUCUCCAGAAACGUUGCAAAUCGCGGAAACGAUGGCUCGGAAAGAGAUCGAUCAGCGUUUAAACGAGCUAUUGAAAGCUGGGAAUAUUCCUGAAGCCAAGAAUCUCUUAGAGUCACAGAUACAGGAGAUUCUAUCCGAAAAGCGGCUUGACUUCAAAAACGUCGAAAAUGAUAAGGAAAUCCGGAGGAAAAGCGACGAGUUUUGCGCAAAAUUGAAAACGAAUAUACAAAAGCUUUCCAAGCUUGAUGAAGCUCUUGAAAUGAGAAGAACGGGAAGGGUACGAGAAGAGAUUGGCGAGGCAGGGAUCGAGCUUCUCGAGACAUCGAUACAAAUGCUUGAGAAUUUCCUACAAAACCGGAUCACUUAUUUGAAAGCCCAAUUCGUGCAGACAACGCUGAAUGAGAUGAACAGCGAAAUGAGGGAAACACUCGCAAAAAUCGAAAUCCAAACAAUUCCCGACCAAAAAUGGCUAGAAAGUCAAGUUGACUUGAGAAUGAAAGCUUUUGAAGAAAACUGUUUUCGACAUGAGAUUUGUAAUGAUGAAUGGGAAAAAGUCGAGCCAGAGGCAAUGAAAAUGUUUAUGACAACAGCCAGCAAUGCCCUUGUGAUCAUCAAAAUGAAAAUUGAGGCUAAAGAAAAAGAAAUGGCACUUCAAAGAGAGAUCGACGUGAGAAAAGAUGAGAUCGAGAGGGAAAAGAGGAGAAAAUUGGAGGAAUCUGCAUUGAAAGCCAUGCAAGAGGAACGCAAAAACGAUCAACCAACUAUUUCUGCAAGUCCAGACUACAGUGCUGCCGAAAAACUGGUGAAAGAUGAACUAAAAGUGUUCGAAAUCGUGGUAAAGAGAACAUCGAUCGAUCAAAGCAGAUUUAAGGCCUUUCUAAAGCGUGAAAUGAAUCAAACUUUGAAAAAUCUCAUUGUCAAGUACAAAAAACAACAACUUCCCGAAAGGGAUCUGAAGAAAUUCAAGGAUUUAUUGCUCAAAGAUGGGCUGAGAUUUGUGAGGGUAUAUUUCCGGAUCGAGUUGACCGCAAAUGAAAUUGAGAAUCCAAUCGAGAGAGUCAUUUCAUUCACUGAAGAGGAGAGAAAGGUUUUGAAAAAUCAAGCUGAAAAAUCAAGGGGAUGGAUGAUGGGGAAAGAGCUCGACUACCAGGUAGUUCAACGGCAAUUCGCACAUCAACAACGGCAGGACUUCGAAAAAGUCACCAAUUUGAAUCGUGCCACUUUGGAGAUUCUGAUCGAGAACUCGAACUCGAGGCGAACGUUUUUCCUUCAAACUUUGGUGAAAAAUGGUUACGAUCAAGAAUUGAAGAAUGGGCUCAAUCGGAGUCUCGCAGAAGAGUGGAUGAUGUUCUUCAAAAGAGUGCCGAGGAACGAUUUGUGUUUCGAGGAGAUGCAAGAUUUCGCCUACAAAGUCGCCCAUCGAUUGUGGAUUCAAUUCCCUCCGUCAUUGAUGCAAUAUUUGGCUGAGAAUUUUCAAAGAUCUGUGCGUCAUCAUCAGAAUGUCCCGUUUCAACAUGGCCCACUUGGGCAUCAAGGUCAAAACCCAGCUCAACAUCAAUUUCAGAAAUGGUCUUAUAACAUUGAGCACUACGAUGGAGCCGACCAGACGAUGAUGACCGUUGGGAACGAGCACGCGAGAAAGAAGUUCUUCGAAGAAAUCAAGAAACGGCGUGAGCGAUCGCUCGUUGAAACCAAGUUUGACCAGGAUAAAACUCCGAGUGUCACCGAGUUGGUGAAGAGAGAGACAAAAAUCUUCAACACAAAGAGUCAAAUCGAUGCACAGGAUUUGGACGCGUUGAACAUGUUCAUUGCUUUCAGUCAGAGGACGGAGGAGAGAGUGGGACAGCACUUUAUGAUCAUGGUUCGCGACUCGAUCGCCUCCGGCUUUGACCCUGAAUACCUGGAGCAAAUGAGGGUGAACGCUCGCCGCGUCCCCGAACUUGCCCGCCUCCUCAAUGGAGUCUUUGAAGCGUUCGAGAAAGUGGAAUGCUGUAUGGUGCCCCGACCAUCCAAUGAAGUGAUCAACGCAUCCAGGGAGAUUUUGGCCAAAGAUUGUGGCGACGAUUUCUUGUCGAUGCUCUGCGAGUGCGCGAAUCAUGUGCUGAGAAAUUUGGUCCCAAAAAUAGUGAUGGGUACCCCACUGACUGGGAGAACUUUGGGAGCAUAUGUGGAGAAUCUCGUCGAUCACAUUCACUCAAACAGUCACAAGGCUAUUUGCUCGGCCUUCGCGGCCACUUCACAACUCUUCUUUGAGAAGGCUCGCAUCGCUGGGAAUGAGACUUUUGCGGGACUCCAUGAAAUGCUUGUUCGCGAGCAUGGUCAUCGCCCGAUUCGACCCCGAGACUAUGAGGAGGCCUUGCAGAAUUUCAUCCAACAAGCCAUUGAGGCCUAUAAAUCGAGUCAGCUUUUCGGAUCGGCUGAAGAGAAGAGCAAGCAUUUUGACGACUUCCGAAAGCUGCUUGAGGAAAGAGGCCAGGAAAAGGUUUCGAGCAAUAAGGAUCGCUAUAGGGACAUUCAAAUGGCCGAGGCAGUCAAUGGAGCUUACGAAGUGUACGAGAAAGGAAUGAGGCCUGAUUUUGUCGAGAGUUUGGAGAAGAACAAGAAAGCUGAGUUUGUGAGAGACCGCCACAAGAAAACUUUCCCCGAAGCGAUGAAGCAUUUUGAAAAUGUUGUCCAAGACUUUCUUGAUGAGCCCGAUCUGAUCGAGUACAAGCGCAACUUGCUCAACGAGAUGAUUCAGGCUCGAUAUGAGGACUUGCAACAAGACAACGCCAUUCGGCACCUUCACCAACAGGUUGACGAGAUGUUCCAAGGAUUGGUGGAAGAGCAUUGGAAAGCGUUGAAAGAACGAGUCGCCACAAUCAAAGACGAGUCCGAGAUCGAAGAGGCGAUCGAUGCCUGUGAGAAUCUACUCCGGGGAAAGUACGGGAUCAAAAAGGCUGAAUUCGUUGCCGAUGUGGCGAUCGCUUUGCCCAAAAUCUCUCCCGAGAUGGUCGAGCGUCUGUUAGACAACUUCAGGGAGAUUCAAUUGGUGCAAUUCAAGAGAUGCGAAGACAGCUUCGAGAUGGAGGUUCGCCACAAUUUGAAAGUCGGCGCGCUCAACAAACAAAUGGAGGAUCUCCAUUUGAAGCAAGCUGAAGACAAGAAGAGAUUGGAAUCGCUUGAAGAGGAAACGAAUGCUCAAAUCGGAGGGAUGAACGAGCAAUUGGUGGAAGAGCGUCGACUCCGUGUCGAGGCCGAGAGUGGCGGCUCAAACGUGCAGGCAAUAUUGGCGAUGAUGAAAGCGAUGAACGAGAAUUCAGAAGCCCAAAUGGAGCAAAUGCGGCAUGAAAGGGACGAGCGAAUCGCGCGCGAGGAAAGAGAUCGUCAAGAAAGGGAGAGACGAUACGAGACAGACAUGGAAAUGAUGAGAAUGGAACAACAAGAGCGCGCUCGUCGCUACGAAGCUGAAGACCAGAAGAGACGCGAAGACAUAAGGAAGCAACAGCAGGCGAUGGAAUGCCAGCGACAGGGACACGAGGCCAAAAUGGCCGCCAUCCGUAACCGACCUCCGCCACCACAACCCAAAAUUUGCUCAAUUAUG